Volvox carteri f. nagariensis is the source of this 1156-nucleotide messenger RNA. RefSeq lists its product as uncharacterized. The coding region runs from base 176 to 1156 and encodes 326 amino acids. The transcript has 7 exons. The record is from RefSeq and is a predicted model, not a curated record. Gene Ontology annotation, molecular function: protein binding. NCBI's taxonomy places the organism in Eukaryota, Viridiplantae, Chlorophyta, Chlorophyceae, Chlamydomonadales, Volvocaceae.
AGCAACAAAGUAGAGUGAAGAAUGAAUUCCUUUCUUCAUUAUUACAUUUGCAAACAAAACUUCGAUGACUUGACGGAGCAUCCAUGCGAGUAGUCCGCACCUUCGUUAUUUUGUUGUGUAGCUGAAACGCGGUAGAUUAUUCUAUACGUGGGACUUCAAACUAGAUCUCCAGGAAAUGGCCGUAGUUGUUAGCGAGCCACUACGUGAACUAGUCGGUGGAGGAGAAAAUGCCAAAUAUAUUAAGGAGUGUACAGAAAUGUAUCUAUGUGGCAAAGGCAUUGAAAAGAUACGUGGGUUUGAGCCAUUUGUAAACCUGGAGAGCCUGUGGAUUAAUGGCAACAAGCUGAAGAAGCUGAAUAACCUGGACAACCAGAAGCGACUCAAAGCUCUCUAUGCUCAUGAUAACCAAAUCUGCACGCUGAAGGGGAGCCUGAUCGAUUUCAAGUUCCUGGAAAUUUUAGACCUCAGCAACAACCAGCUCCGAGACCUCGAGAAGCAGAUCAAGGUACUGGAAAAGUUCAAGUUUCUGCACGAGCUCAACCUGAAAGGCAACCCGAUGUGCGAGGAGCCCGACUACCGCCAUCUGGUCAUCCACCGUAUGCCGGCGCUCAAGGUGCUGGACCAGCACGUCAUCACCCCCCUGGAGCGGCGCAAGGCGGCUGGGCUUAUUGGCGGCGACGUGGCCACAUUGACCGUGGCGUUCGGCAAGCGGGUGCCACCGUACGACCCAGCGUGGGACGAGAAAGUUGCGGAGCGCUCAAUCCUGGAGCAGGAAAUGUCCAAGGAGGCCACCAGCAUACGUGAGAAUAUGCGCCACGAAGCCUACAUGCGGGAGAGGGGCAUGUUGAUGCAUGACCCCCAUCCAGAGCCCCCUCGGGGUUCCGCACUGCCUCCGAACGCGGGCACAGUGAGGGCCAUGCAGGUCUACAUGGCCCGAGACAAGCUGGUGCUGUACACGCUGCGUGCGGGUCAUGACCCUUUGGCGGGGUUGACGGGCGCGCCUCCAGGAGCACUGACGGGACCCGCCGCAGUGGCGCUCACCAAACCGCCGCCAGGUUCCAUCCGUUUUGAACAACAGGAGUAUGAGCAUUUCUUGCAAGACAAGGCAGCUGGUGUGCCUGGUUGGCAUAUGAACAAGACGGUGGUGCAGCUGUAG